UUGAUUGUAAGAAAGGAGUUAUUUUGAAUAUUUAGCCAAAAAUAAAAGUGGGUAAAAUACUUGGUCGCAAUACGUAGCAAACAAUCUAAUCCAAAUUCCAAUUUCCGCAGCAGUAAAUUCUACUAAGUCCACUCUCGUUUUCCGCAAUCCCGAUCGUCCAUGGACAUCUGGAACAGAGCUCGCACCUUCGCCGAGGAAGCGGCCAAGAAAUCGCAGGAGCUCAGGCAGACCAUCGCCGCCACCAACCUCUCUGACGUCGUCUCCGAGGCCUCCAAGCGCUCCAAGGAGCUCGCCGCCGAGGCUCUCAAGCGCGCUGAUCAGAUCACCGCUCAGAUUCCGCCCGCCGCCGCUGCCAUUACCAGUCUCGUCGACUCCACCGCUUCCAAGCCCGGCAUUGACGCUGCCGAUCUCGACAAGUAUGGGGUUACUGAUGAGUUGAGGGAGUUUGUCAAGGAAAUCACCAUGAAUACAUUCCAGGAUUUCCCGCUUCAAGAUGACUCAGAGGUGUCUGAUGUUCCUACGGUUUCAAAUAUCCGGCAGGAUCUCACAGAGUGGCAAGAAAAGCAUGCAAAGCUUGUUCUAUUAACUGUGAAGGAAGUUUCAAAGCUAAGGUAUCAGCUGUGCCCACGUGUGAUGAAAGAAAGGAAAUUCUGGAGAAUCUACUUCAUUCUAGUUAACAGCCAUGUUGCUCCAUAUGAACAACGCUACACGGAUGAUGUAAAGAUUAAAACUGCUGAAAAGGUGGAAGAUACUGAAGUGAAGGAAGUUUCAUCAGGUGAAACAUCUUCGAAAACCGCAGAUGAGAUUACAAAACCCAAAAGCAAUAAUACGGAGAAAAAAGCUUCUGAGCAAGAUUUAGAUGCAUUUCUUCUUGGAGAUCUUGAGGAUGGUGAUGAUGGUCCAGAUGAUGGAGACAAUGGCUUUGAGGAUGAUUUUUGACGGGAUAUAGCUUGGAAAACGAGAAAAGACAGCCAAAAGCCAAGCAGGUGAUAACGAUGGCGAUCAAUGUUGAUGUUAUGAAAAACUAGGCCUCAGGUGCUGCAAAUUAGCUAUAGAACAAUCCAAUUAGCAAUCGUAAAUUCUGUCUUCUCUUGUUAUAUCGAUAAUCUGUUUUUUCUUUCUCUCUUCGUUUUAGUCAAAGGGUGUGUGGAUGAUGGGAUUAUGUUGGAUAUAGAAGCAUUUUGCUUUCAA
Messenger RNA from Salvia miltiorrhiza (redroot sage), 1191 nucleotides. RefSeq lists its product as uncharacterized. The coding region runs from base 160 to 939 and encodes 259 amino acids. The transcript has 6 exons. NCBI's taxonomy places the organism in Eukaryota, Viridiplantae, Streptophyta, Magnoliopsida, Lamiales, Lamiaceae. The record is from RefSeq and is a predicted model, not a curated record.